Messenger RNA from Papilio polytes (common Mormon), 12143 nucleotides. RefSeq names its product talin-1 (gene rhea). Gene Ontology annotation, molecular function: structural constituent of cytoskeleton; actin filament binding; integrin binding. The record is from RefSeq and is a predicted model, not a curated record. Gene Ontology annotation, cellular component: plasma membrane; cytoskeleton; ruffle. NCBI's taxonomy places the organism in Eukaryota, Metazoa, Arthropoda, Insecta, Lepidoptera, Papilionidae. Gene Ontology annotation, biological process: cell-cell adhesion. The transcript is spliced from 63 exons. The coding region runs from base 517 to 9822 and encodes 3101 amino acids.
UCCACCAGAGGGCGCAGUGUACUCGUGAUGUUGUUACAUACUAUAGGGGCGUGUAAGUGCUUGUGAAAAAUAAGUGUUUUGUGAUGUUUCAAGCCCUAAAGGAAAAUAAAAUUUGUAUGAGAGCUGCGAUGUGAACGGGACAGAUAUACACGCCAAACAGAGUGCCUUAUUUUUAUAUUUACCCACAAACCUAAGUUAUAUUUUUAUAUUGACGCAUCACUUAAGAAAACGAACGAAAAAACGCAACGAAACGAAAUUUAUCUGACGGCGAACGUGUCGAGCGAAUUUGAAGCGGAGGCGAGUUCGUGACGCAGCCUCCGUGACCGCCUGGAGCAAGCCCUCCAAGACAACUGGCGGCGGCUGACACAGCACCGCUCUGAGUCGUUCAGAGGCCGUCAACGACACAGCUCCUUCAGUCAGGAGGGGCCUCGCCGGAGGAGAGCCAGCGCGCACUCCCUCGACCUCGAGAGGUCUGACAACAUCGCUACUAUACAUAGGGCACAAUCCCUAAGCAAAAUGGCAACUUUAUCUCUUAAAAUCUCAUUGGAGGGCGGCAAAGUGGUGAAAACCAUACAGUUCGACCCUUCAACUACAGUAUACGAUGCGUGUCGAAUCAUCAGAGAGAAGAUAUUGGAAGCGAGCUCCAGUGAUCCGAAAGAAUACGGUCUAUUCCUGGCAUCAGAAGAAGACAACAAGAAGGGCAUAUGGCUGGAGGCGUCGCGCAGCCUCGAUUACUACAUGCUACGUAAUGGCGACCUACUCGAGUACAACAAGAAGACACGCAACUUGCGUGUUAGGAUGUUGGACGGAACCGUAAAAACACUUCUAGUGGACGACAGUCAGAUCGUGGCUAAUCUCAUGGUAGUGAUAUGCACCAAGAUUGGUAUCACCAAUUACGACGAGUAUGGACUGGUACGCGAAGAACAAAAGGAAGAAGUAGAUCCGUGCGAAAAACCAAACUACGGAACAUUGACGUUGAAACGUAAGCACCAGGAGAAAGAGCGCGAUGCUAAGAUGGAGCAGCUGAGGAAGAAACUGAGGACUGAUGAUGAAGUGAACUGGGUGGAGCCGUCGAAGACGUUGCGCGAGCAGGGCGUGGAGGCGGCGGAGACGCUGCUGCUGCGCCGCAAGCUGUUCUACUCGGACCGCAACGUGGACUCGCGCGACCCCGUACAACUCAACCUGCUGUACGUGCAGGCGCGUGACGCCAUACUCGCCGGCACGCAUCCCAUCACGCAGGACAAAGCGUGCGAGUUUGCCGGCAUACAAUGUCAGAUACAAUUCGGUGACCACAAAGAGGACAAACAUACUCCGGGAUUUUUAGAUCUGAAAGAAUUCCUGCCGGCGUCUUACGUGAAGGUGAAGGGCAUAGAGAAGAAGAUAUUCAAGGAGCACCGCAGGCACGCCGGCCUCAGCGAGCUGGACGCCAAAGUGCUCUACACCAAGAGUGCUAGAGAUCUCAAGACCUAUGGCGUUGCCUUCUUCUUAGUCAAGGAGAAAAUGAAAGGCAAGAAUAAGUUAGUGCCGCGUCUGCUGGGCGUGACCAAAGACUCAGUGCUGCGGCUGGAUGAGAAGACCAAAGAGAUUCUGCAGACGUGGCCGCUGACCACGGUGCGGCGCUGGUGUGCCAGCCCUAAUACAUUCACUUUGGACUUUGGUGAUUACAGUGACCAGUACUACUCGGUGCAGACGACUGAGGCGGAGCAGAUAUUGCAGGUGAUCGCGGGCUACAUCGACAUUAUCGUACGUAAGCAGCGCGCUAAGGACCACCUCGGUAUCGAAGGCGAUGAGGGCUCCGCUAUGUUGGAAGACUCCGUGUCCCCGUCAAAGGCCAAUAUAAUUCAACACGACACGUUCAAAUCGGGCAAAGUGAACAUGGAGUCAGUGGCCAAGCCGGCGGUACUCAGGCCAGGAGCUGAAGGUGCAAAGUCGUUCGCGGUGGGCCACCUCACCGGCGCGCAGCAGACCACCGUCUCCGGUCAGAUCAUCACAGGCCACACACCUCCUACUGCGUCGCAGGUGCAGCAAACGCGCGUCACGUCUAUACUGACGGAGCCGCAACGCGCGUUAUUGUCUACCAUCACUGGUGGUCGAGAGAUUAUACGACAGACUGAAGAGAGUCUUAGCAGGGCUUCACUACCAGCUCUAGGACACGACGCGGCGUCGGUAAAAUGGAAACAAGUGACGAUGGAUACCAGCAAGCAAGUUGUGACGUCACAAAUAGCAGCUAUGAAUGCCGCCACGGCGCAAGUGGUUACUCUGACAUCUGGUCCUACCGAAGAAGUAGACCACACCGCCGUAGGCGCUGCCAUUACUACAAUCACCACUAACUUGCCAGAAAUGACUAAAGGCGUACAAACUAUUGCCGCACUUAUGGAUGACACCGAUGAUGGGGACAAACUUCUUGACGCGACUAGAAAGUUAUGUACCGCUUUCAGCGAUUUGUUGAAAGCUGCCGAACCUGAAACCAAGGAGCCUCGUCAGAACCUCCUCAAUGCUGCAUCACGCGUCGGGGAAGCGUCUACCUCAGUCCUGCACACCAUCGGCGAAGAAACCGAAGAGGAUAAGGAAACCCAGGAUAUCUUGCUGUCGCUGGCUAAAGCUGUGGCUAAUACAACUGCCGCGUUGGUGCUGAAGGCGAAGAAUGUUGCGGCGCAGUGCAAAGAUGAUCAGACGCUGCAGAAUAAUAUAAUAGCGGCAGCCACGCAUUGCGCUCUGGCUACCAGUCAGCUAGUCGCCUGCGCUAAGGUUGUAGCACCAACCCUCCACAACCCAGCAUGCCGGGAACAACUGACGAGUGCAGCUCGGCAAGUGGGUGCGGCAGUGGAGCGGCUGGUGGACGCCAGCAGACAGGCGCCGGAGGUGGCGGGGCCCGGCGUGGAGCAGCUCGCGGCCGCCGCACACAGGGUGUCGGAGGAGCUGGAGAGAUUGCUGGCGCAUUGUCAUUUAGAGCGUCGCAGCGUGCAGCCGACGGUGAUGGAGCGCAGCGUGGAGAGCGUGGUGUCCGCCAGCGAGCGCGUCACGGACGCACACGACGCGCCGGAGAUGGUGCGCCGCGCGCGCCUGCUGGGACAGGCCACCGCCAGGCUCAUCGCUGAUAUCAAGACGGAGGCAGAGACUCAGUCGUCGGACUCGCAGCGCAAGUUGCUGGCGGCCGCCAAGCUACUCGCAGACGCCACCGCCCGCAUGGUCGAAGCUGCCAGGCUGUGUGCCUCAUCGCCACAGGACCGUGAUAAACAAGAGGCACUGCGUCGGGCGGCUGAAGAAGUACGUUAUAUCACAGUGGAUUACGCGCAGGGACAAGACAUCGUUGGAACGCAAGUCGCCAGACUACAAGAAAGCGCGAGACUAGCUGCGUCCAGCGCCACACAACUUAUCACAUCUGCACAUAAUGCCACUCAGCACAACACCAAUAAGUACUCACAGGAAUCGUUGCUACAAGAGUGCCGCGUGCUGAACGAGCAAAUCCCACGCGUAGUGGACGCAGCCAAGACGUCGUCUGCGCGCCCCGGAGAGGCCGCCGCACAACUAGACCUGAUAUCCGCCUCAGAGACAUUCCUACAGCCGAGCGGGCACGUGAUCCAGGCGGCGCGCAGCGUGCUGCCCACUGUGGGCGACGCGCCCACCGCCAAGCAGCUCGCCGACACCACGCACCAGUUCACCACCAGCUGCGCCGACCUCAGAUCUGCAGUGAACCGCGCGCGCAUCUCGUGCAAGGGUCUGGAGCUGGACGCGGCGGCGGAGAUCAUCCGCAGCCUGCAGGCGGAGCUCGACGAGAUGGAGGAGGCCGCGCGUGCAUUCGACCUCAAACCAAUGCCCGGACAGACGAGCGAAUGGGCAUCAUCUCGGCUGCAAGGAGCAUCGCGUGCGGCGGGCGCGGCGACCGCGGCGCUGGCGGGCGCGGCGCGGGUGCGUGAGGCGGCCGGCUGCGGGCGCGCCGCCGCGGAGCUGGCUGCAGCGCUGCGAGACUACACGCCGCCGCUGAGAGCAGCCGCUGCAGCCGCACACCGCGCGCCGCACAAACAACUCCGCGUAAUUUCAUCGGGCCGUCAAGUGCUGCACUCCUCCUUGACCCUGGUGGAGACAGUGAAGCAAUACAUGAACUCUUCGGAAGAUGUCGACACCGCCUCGAUAGUCGCUAUUGCUAAAGAUAUUUCACAGAAUUUGGAACAAACAAUGGAGGCAGUACCUUCGCACGCAGAACUCGACAUGGCGAUGGAGAAUAUAAAUGAAACUCUAAACAUCUUGAAUAUGGGAGAGUUCCCGCCUUCUGAUAAGACAUACAGUGAGCUGCAAUCGGAGCUGAACGCGGCUGCGGUGGGGCUGAGCUCGGCGUCGUCCGACGUGGUGCAGGCGGUGGAGCAGCCGGACGCGCUCGCAGACAGCGGCCGGCACUUCGGACAGGCCUUCAACCGGCUGCUCGGCGUCUCCAUGGAGAUGGCCGGACAGACUGAAGAUCGUGAAUCUCAAGCAACGAUGGUUAGCUCAAUGAAGACUGUGACUGUGAACUCGUCGAAACUGCUCGGCACCGCUAAAUCUGUCAGUCAAGACUUAACACGACCCAAUGCCAAGAACCAACUUGCAGCAGCAGCGAGAGCGGUGACAGAGAGCAUUAAUCGUCUUGUGGACGUGUGCACGGAGGCUGCGCCGGGGCAGAAGGAGUGCGCGGCGGCGAUCCGCAGCAUCGACAGCACGCGGCCGCUGCUCGCCGCACCCACGCAGCCGCUCAGCGAGCUCGGCUACUUCGCCUGCCUCGACUGCGUCGUCGACCAGAGCAAGGGACUCAGCGAGGGCAUGUCGGGCAUGGCGGGCGCGGUGAAGCGCGGCGAGAGCGAGCAGUUCGCGCGCUCCGUGGCCGCCGUCGCUGCCUCCGUGCAGGGGCUCGUCGAGUGCACCGCGCAGGCCGCAUACCUCGUGGCGGUGUCUGACGAGACCAGCGUGGCGGGCAGGCCAGGUCUGGUGGACCAGGCGCAGUUCGCGCGCGCCGCACUCGCCAUAGACCAGGCCUGCAAGACAUUGUGCGACAAGGACAGCAAUCAACAACAGGUGUUAUCAGCGGCAACAGUGAUAGCGAAGCACACAAGUGCGCUAUGCAACGCGUGCCGCGUGGCGUCCGGCCGCUCCGCGGAGCCGCAGAGCAAGCGACACUUCGUGCAGGCCGCUAAGGACGUCGCCAACUCCACCGCAGCGCUCGUCAAGGAAAUUAAAGCACUUGAUGCUGAUUAUAGCGAGACGAACCGCGCGCGAUGUGCGUCAGCUACGGGGCCGCUGCUGGACGCGGUGCGCAGCCUGUGCCAGUUCGCUGACAGCCCCGAGUUUGCGGCGGGGCCGGCGCGCAUCUCGCCGCAAGCGCCCCCCAGCCAGGAGGCUAUACUUGUAUGCGGAAGGAACAUAAUAUCUGGGUCGUGCUCGAUGCUGGAGGCGGCGCGCGCGCUGGCGCUGUCGCCGCAGGAGCGCGCGCAGUGGCAGGCGCUCGCCGCGCACAGCAAGACUGUCUCUGAUAGUAUUAAAGCACUCGUCACAAACAUACGUGAGAAGGCGCCGGGACAGCGGGAGUGUGCCGCAGCACUGGAGACCCUCAACAAACAGCUCCGCGAACUGGAUCAAGUAGCCAUACAGGCUGUAGGACAGGAACUACAACCACGACAGGCCAAUACAUUGCAAGGGUACUCGGAGCAGAUAGAGAACGCGGCGGCGGAGAUGCUGGAGCGCCUGGAGCCGCUGCGCCUCGCCGCGCGCAGCGAGGCUGAGAACCUCGGACAUGCUGUCGUACAGCUUGUGUCGUACGCGGAGCCGCUGGUGAGCGCGGCGGCGGGCGCGGCCUCCAACACGACGGAGUCCCGCGCGCAGGCCGCGCUGCUGCAGCACGCGCGCACCGUGCUCGAGACCCUGGCGCUGCUCGUGCACUCCGCCAAGCUCGCUGCGGGCAACCCUAGAGCUGUGAGCGCGGCGGGCGAGGUGGAGGCGCAGUGUUCGCUGGCUCGCGCGGCGCUCGGCGAACUAAGCACGCAUGUUCGCGAACUCAGCUCCCAGCGCGGCGCUGUUGGACCGCUGCUGGACUCGCUGGCGCGCGCUGUCGCACGGCUCACUGAACAUAGGAUGUCACUAAUCGGAUCAUUCGAUGAGACGGACUCGUUUGUCGACUACCAGACCAGGAUGGUGGGAGCCGCUAAGGAUAUAGCACGUUUGGCCACUGAUAUGACGGCGAAAUCAGCGACGGAACCGAGUCGACUUGUUGAAGUGGGCAACGAGAUGUGCGGCAAGUACGAGCAGCUCGCCGGCGACAGCGUCGGCGCCUCCGCCACCACGCCCAACGCUGACGUCGCCAACAGGAUCCGCAUGUCGGCGGUGGAGCUGGGCGAGGCGGUGUCGGAGCUGGUGAAGGCGGGCGGCCACUGCCGGCUGUCCGCCAUCGCGCACAACCAGCGCGCCGUCGCCGACGCGGCACGACGCGUCAAUGAAAAGGUGGUGGGCGUGCUGAGCGCGCUGCAGGCGGGGUCGCGCGGCACGCAGGCCUGCAUCGACGCCGCAGCCACUAUCGCCACUAUAAUUGGAGAUCUCGACACCACCAUACUGUUCGCCAGCGCUGGUACAUUACACUCGGAUAAGGAGGGUGAUACGUUCUCCAACCAUCGCGAGAAUAUCCUGAAAACCGCGAAGACCUUGGUGGAGGACACCAAGACGCUGGUGGGCGGCGCCGCCGGCACCCAGGAGCAGCUCGCCACAGCUGCACAGAGCGCUGUCGGCACUAUAGUGCAACUGUGCGAGGUGGUGAAGCAGGGCGCGAUGUCGCUAGGCGCGGGCAGCGCGGAGCCGCAGGUGCUGGUGCUGCACGCGGCGAGGGACGCGGCCGCCGCGCUGCGGGACCUCGCCGCCGCCACCGCCGCCGCCAGCGGCAAGCACGUCGCACACCCCGACAUGCAGCGCCUCAAGCACGCCGCCAAGGUGAUGGUGACCAACGUGACGUCACUGCUGAAGACUGUCAAAGCUGUGGAGGAUGAGCACACACGCGGCACUAGAGCGCUGGAGUCUACCAUUGAAGCCAUCUCACAGGAAAUCGAGGUGUUAAUGUCGCCAACGCCCGCUAAAAGCACGGCCACUCCAGAAGAAUUGGUGCGAUGCACGCGGCUGAUGACGGCGGCGACAGCACGCGCGGUGGCGGCGGGCAGCGCGGCGGGCGCAGGCAGCCAGGACCAGCUCACCGCGGCUGCCAACCUCGGCCGCAAGACCGUCGUCGACAUGAUGGUUGCCGCCAAGGGAGCAGCACAAGCGGCGGAAACGGAGGAGCUACGUACUCGUACGCUGGAAGCGACGCGUGCAGCCGGCGAGGCGUUCCGUGCGCUCCUGCAGGCCGUGCUGGCGGCCCCGGGCGGCGCCGCGCGCUCCGCGCUGCCCGACCUCUCGCGCUGUGUCGCCCGCGCAGUGGCCGACAUGCUCGCCGCCGCUGAACUACUCAAAGGGUCGGAAUGGGUGGACCCUGAGGACCCGACAGUGAUUGCGGAGGCAGAGCUGCUGGGCGCAGCCGCUUCCAUCGACGCCGCCGCCCGCAAGCUGGACGCGCUGCGCCCGCGCAAGCCGCCCAAGCUACAGGAGGCUGAUGAAACGUUGAAUUUCGAUGAGAUGAUCCUAGAAGCGGCCAAGUCCAUCAUCACCGCGACGUCAGCGCUCGUGCGCGCCGCCUCCGCCGCACAGAGAGAACUUAUCGAUCAGGGCAAGGUGGCGCGGAGACCGGCGUCGUCCUCUGAUGAUGGGCAGUGGUCUGAGGGUCUGGUGUCAGCGGCGCGGCUGGUGGCGGCGGCUGCGCACGCGCUGGUGGAGGCCGCCAACGCGCUGGUGCAGGGCGCAGCCUCCGAGGAGCGUCUCAUCUCCAGCGCCAGGCAGGUCGCCUCCUCCACCGCGCAGCUGCUGGUCGCUUGCAAGGUGAAGGCGGACCCAUCAUCGGAGUCGACGCGUCGCCUGCAGGCGGCGGGUGCGGAGGUGAUCCGCUCCACCGACAACCUGGUGCGUGCGGCGCGCGACGCCAUACACUGCGACGACGAGCGCAGCCUCGUGCUCAACCGCCGCAUGGUCGGCGGCAUCGCGCAGGAGAUAGACGCCAGGUCGGAAGUGCUCCGUAUAGAGAAAGAGCUGGAGGAAGCCCGCGGCCGGCUCACCGCCAUCCGACAGGCCAAGUACAAGCUGCGCGCCGGAGACACCUCCGGAGACGACACCGACACAGACUUGCAGAUGGGGUACGCCAGCGACGCCUCCGUACCACACAGAUUCAAAACACCAAAUAGCAGUUUCGCUAACACCACAUACAGUCCGAACAGCACAUACUCCGCGCAGAACACAACCAACAUAAGUCAGAACGCGACCAAUAUCUCGCACCACGUGACCAGCCUCAACCAAUCGGUGCACGGCGCCACUAGCCCCGCCCACAACCUGCCCAGCCCCGCCCACAGCGCGCCCGGGCACGCCCACAGCCCCGCCCCCAAACCCGACACCAACGGAUACCAGAGAGAGGACAAAUACACAGCGCAGAGCCCCACAUUCUCCAGCUUCAGACCGCCGCAGGACGACACGCCCAAGAACUACGAAGGGUUUACAACACGAGAAAAUAGAAGCAGUAAUGAUAGAACGAUGAAACACGAGACGAGCGUGACGGAGGAGACGGUGGUGGUGAAGUCGUUACAACUGCCGGAAGUGCGCACCGCCAUUCUGGUGUCUGACGACAGCCCCGACAGCCCGCUCGCCGAGCGCGUCUUCUACAAGAGGGAGCGGCCGCCGCCGCCGCCGCCGAGGCGCAUUUCCCUCCUAAAUUACGAGACCCGACUCUACGACACACCACGACCUGUUAACGAGUACGUUAAAACUGAGGAGCAACGCCAAUACGAGUCCAAUCAGUCCAGCCAGUAUCAGUUCAGUAAGCAGGAGCAACGGUACGGGUACGAUUCGCAAAAACUACCCUCCUCGCCCCUCAGCCCUAAGUUCAACGCCAGGGACUUAAAAUUCGAAGAACCUAUCUACUCCUCCCUCAAAAAGCCAACCACUCCUAAAUCGCCGUUCGAUGGCGUCGGACAAACUUUCUCAGAACACCAAAAAUCCACCGAAAACAUUCCGGGCGGCAUCAAACACUCCGAAUACACCGUAAAAAGUGAAUCUUAUCAAAGCUACCCGAAAACGGAGUUCAUCUCCUCCGAGACCAGACAGGAAGUUAAAUCCCCCUUCACAACCUCUACGCCCACCAAGUACGAGAGCAACCAAUUUACUGAGUUCUCCAAGAACUCUAUGGACGUAGUGAAAGCUCCGACGCCAACGUUCGAAAGAAUAUCGUCGCCGUACGGCAAGGAUGUGCACAGCUACGGCGGGCCCAACUACCACGAGGAGACCACCACGGAGGUCAAGGAGAUACCUAAUGGUACCCAGAAGAUCACGACCACAAAGAUCUAUAGUUCGUCCCCGGUGAACAUGACUAGUACCAGCACUAAAUAUGAACCGAUCAAACUGGAAGGUAUCGACGAGCUGUCGAAGUCUUUCGACAACGAUUCUAGAUACAGCACGCUGGACUCUCGUUACAACACAUUGGACUCGAAGCUGAGUUCUGACACGAGCCGGUCGUUCAUGCGACCCUCGGAGUUCCAGUCCUCGGACUACCAGACGACCACCACCGUAUCGAAGGUGAAGAAACCUUCCGAGCUGGUGAAGGAAAUCGACAGCUUGGACAAGAAGUUCUCCAAGCAAACUAUCACUUCGGAAACUAUUGAACGCAAGUCAGUUAUGACCAGCUCCCACAAAUCCGAAACCAGUUCGACAGUAACAAAGAAAUUUGGCAACUUCUAAACUUGGCAUCUAUUUAGUCGUGUGUGUCGUUAACAGUUCUCUAAUGCUUUAAGUGUAUUUAUUUAUGUAAAGAAAUGCAUUUUAUAUAAAUUUCAAUAGUUGUUACAAAGAUAAAAACUGUACAUUUAAUAUAUUAAUUUCCUUGUGAUUAUGGUGUUAUAAAGAACAAUAAAUAGUUCAGAAACAGAUAACUAUUCAGUUGAAAAAUAAAUUUGUUGAACUUAAAUAUGUAUUUACAUGCAAUUUAGUAUAUUAAAAUGAAAAUCAGAAUGUCAGAAUUAAAAAAUAAAAGAUUUUGAUACAUUUUACAAUUAUUUUAACGCCAAAUCACAAGGACUUAGUUGUAAGAGAUAAUCAGAGGUGCUAUAAUAUUUAUAGACAAACGUCGCAAUGCAGUAGUGCCUGUACGUACUAAUGGUACAAUUAAGCUAUUUUAUAUUUUAUUUUAUAUUUUUAAAGAUAUAUUGUGGUUGAUCGUUUUUAUGAUGUUUAAAUCGGGGAACAUACGACAAUUUAACUUUCUAAAUUAGUAUUUCUUAUAAUUAUUACAAACCGAGGAGAUCCGGUGUGACACCAAAGUCUAAAGUGGUUUACGCCGACGGUAAUAACGCCUGAAAAGACGAAAUGCUCAUGGUAAUAAAUAUUGUCAUCGUUCUCGUAUUUUCAUGUCCACGAAAAAAUGGAAAUUUUGUAAUGUCGUGUGUUCCCGGCCUUAUAAUUCACAAAGUGCUAACCCCGUUGCGGGACCUUAUUAUCGAUGCCUUUUAUAGUUAUGAAGUCUCGUGUAGUAUUUGGCAGGUUUAUACAAAUAAAAUAGCAGCUAAAAAGGUAAUAUUUCAAAGUUAUACAGCUUUGGAACAGGAACGAAAAUGCAACUGCCAAGUUUAGGUUUGAAUCCAAUACGAUACUGUUUUCUUAGAAAAACAGGACAUAGUACAUAAUGAUUCAAACCUAGAAAUUUUUUAUCAUCGUGCCUUUAAAAAUAUUAUUGAAUAUAUUUACAAAAUUAUACAAACAACGAUAAGUACCUUUUAUUAAUUUCUAUAUAACAAUAAACUUGACCUCAAGACAGAUUAUGAAAUGUGCCAUAGACAACUACGUAAUAAGUUAAAAUAUAUUUUUGUUAUAAAGUCUAUUAUAGUGGAAAUAUUUAUACGGUGCAAUUUUUGUUUAUGAUAACAUAACAUGUUUGUCUAAUUAACAUUAAAUAUUUUAUUCUUUGCUAAAUUAAAUGGUGCCUAAAUUAUUCGAUCUCCGUUUUUUUUGUUACUUUUGCAUGUGUUUUUUUGAAUUUGCAAUCUCUUUAAUUUUAUUUUAUAGUACUGGUAGUUAUCUGCACACAACUGGCAAUUAUGUUGACAGCUGUCAUUUUUUGGAAUGUGUUUAGUAGUGUUUUGUGUUUUUUGUAUCGUUUCGAGUUAACUUGGAUUUAGUAACCUAUUAACUUUUACUAUAUUAACAUUAAAGCAUGUUAUUAUUAAUAUUAUAACAAAAUGAGUUUAUAAUGAUUUAUGGAAAGGACAAAAAAUAUAUAAAUAUAUUGAUAAACGUUUGUUGUAAUACGUUUUGUGCCUUAACCAAAUUGAAAAUAAAAUUACUUAUGUAUGAAACUAAUGAAUAAUUAUAGGUUAUAGGAAGAUGCCCGCGAAAGCGAUUCGUCCACUGAAGGUAUUGAAACACCAAUUCAAAUAGGUUAGAUGUGUACAAUUUACAGUAGCGCAGUUUUUUUUAUUAUUAGAGAAGUAUAUAUUCGUAAUUUAUUACCAGCCUGUAUUGUCCGAAAUAUAUCAAUAUCGGUAAUAUGACUUUAUUUGGUAACACUCUAGCAGUGUUGCCAUAAUGAUAAUUUCGAAUUCUACAGGUUGGAUUGUUAAGCAACUAAUUAAGUAAAAUAAGGCUAACUAUUGUGUCUUAAUUCGUCUAUGUAAUCGUUCUAUAAUAACUCGAAGUAACAAAAUUUCGACUAAUGAAGUGUCGAUAGCGGUAAUUCUUUAGUAUCACUGGAAUUAGAUAUUCAUAGAACAUGCUGAAGUAGCUGCUUAGUGUGAAUAAGAUACAUAUUUAUAAUCAAUAUUGUAAUUAUAUGGGUAAUAAUAUAUUCUAAUACAUUCUCAUUUUAUCGUCAACAAACGCCAAAUAAUCAGUUUCGUUUAGUUUUUCGUAAAUAUUAAUUUGUUAAUUUUAUAAUGAAGUUUUAUUGGAUUAUAUUCUAGAUCAGCUGGUAGCUCGUAAUUAAUGUAUAACUUAGUUGGGGCAUUUUGUGGUAUCUACACGAGUAUGACUUACAUUUGUAUGUAAUAAAAUAUAACUAAUAAUAAAAA